AUGUCGCAAUAUCCGAACGGCCACCCCAGCGCGCCCUCGGCGCCGGGUCGCUACGACGAGUACAGAUCUCACCAUAACCCCACCCAACCGCCACAGAGCCAACGCCAGCCGCGCCGAGUGCCCAGUUAUUGCGCCGGAGAUGAUUCACAACAGUACUUCAAUUCCCACAAUGAGACAGCGGUCCAAGGGAACGGGCAAUACGCGGUACAAAGUGGUCCUGGUUAUGUUGGCAGUGUCGGGCAAGGGAGCUACAAUGCUCACGGCGUGUACGACGAUGAGAUAGACUCGCGUUAUUCGCGCACCUCCUCCGAGAACACCUCUCUUAUGUCGCCCACUCGCGCUACGUCCCAGACCUCGACCAUGUCCAACUAUCAGCACCAAUACUCGUCCGGCCCGCCCACGGGCCAGCCUUCCUACAAUCCGCAGCAGUAUGCCCUUCCACAAACGCAAGCACAACACAGUCUGGGAUAUAAUCCAAUGGCUUAUACCAACCCGAUUUCUACGCCGGUUUCCACCCAUCAGCCCUACAAUCCCGCGGCAUAUCAGCCCACUGCAGCGCCAGACAUGGGGGCUUCCAGUAUUGCACGACGGCCAAGUGCAGCUUCGCCAUAUGGGCAACCCCCUCCCACUCCUCAGACCUAUGGAUAUUCCUCUCAGCCGCCACCGGUGCCUCCUCGAGGCGCAGACCAUCCAUACGGGAGCCGUCCGUCGACGUAUGGAUUGUCCACCUCAAGUCAGCCACCCGCGACAACAAUCCCAGUCACAUACCAAAGUGCCUCAUCGCCGAACGCCCCAACGUACUUUCCCGCUAGCUCACCGUUGGGGGUUGACGUGCCGGCGCCCUCGUCACGCCCUUACCAUUCCUCAUCACAGGGGUCUGGAUAUGCCUCUCAUGGACUCAAUGCUUCGUACGACGAUCGGCCUCCGGAGCCACCUAUGCACCAGACUCAUACGAAUGGUCUUUAUAGCCGCCCCAGCGUGUCUGGACGGACUCUACCAGACCUGCCAGUGCAGUCGGGCCCGUCACCAGUGCCACCGCGACGAACAGACACUUUGACUCGCCACCCUCAGGCACGACCUCUGCCCGGACCGCCACCCGAUGCGGACAGCGACGGCGAAGAUUUUGCCUCGUUCCGAUAUGAGGAAUUGAUGAAGGAGGUGGAGGCAGCAGUGAUGGAUCCCCAGGGUAGUUUUGCUAGGCGGCACAGUUCAAGAACAUCACAUGGUUCAGAUGUACGCCUCGCACCUGAUGAGCAGCAUACACACACAAAUGGCAGCGUGGCUACAGGGACUGGCCAUGAAAUCAAUUACGGUGCGUACAGUGAUGAGAGCGAUGCCGAAGCGGAAGCAGGCCUGGCCAUGUUGCGAAUGGCCGAGGAAGAGGAUAAAGCUCGCGAAGAACGCAUCCUCCAACGGCGGGCGACAAAUGCUUCCAUACUCAGCUCUGGCGGUUCCUACAUGUCAAACAGAGGACCUUCGCCGCAUUCUGAUCCGAACGAAGAUAGCGAUUAUGUCGCCCAAGACCUGGCACUUUACGAAGGAGGAUACGCGGGCAACAUGCACUACGGCGAGGACAAUACCUUCAGUCCGGAGGAACACAUCGACACUGCUUUUGGCGACAGGCUCAAUGCCAGAUCUGGCUCACUCAGGAGUACCAAUCUCUCUCCCGACGAACGGGCAGGAUACCUCGAUGAUUAUGAGCAUCCACGAAUCGCAUACGACUAUGCCCAGCGCCUACACCAUCUUCCCCCGGAUGCUAGGGUUGAUGCCGGAGGAACAGGGGGUCUGUCAGCACCUAAUGCGUUCAGCCGGCGGAUGAGUUUCGAUUAUGGCGAAGAGGGAGACAGCCCUUACGAGCAACACCAUGACGCGGAUCUCUCCGGCGACGAAGGCUCUUACGGGCCCGCACACGAAGACUUGUUCUUCCACCCCGGGAUGCGGCCGCUGCCACCGGCACCCGUUGAACCGUCCAAUACUGACCUUGUUUCACACCUCAUGCCUGCGGGGACAUAUCGACCUCCGGAGACGGGUGACUUGCACAUUUAUACACAGUAUAGAGACCCACCGAUCUCUGCAGGCUCCAGCGGGGAGACCAUCACCAGUCCCUCCCAAGUGCCGCGGUCGUCGUCUAUGUCCACGCCCAUUGGCCCUCGUGCCGAUGCACCCAUCAGGUCAAAAACCGACGCCGACCGUAUCAAAUACAAACAACAGCAGGCCUUCCUUCAACAUCUCCAAAACAAAGACCUCCCCAAAAUCGGUCCGUCCGAGGCUGCUGCGGCUAUCACUCUCGAUUUGCCUGCCAUUCCUUCGGUGCGGCGCAAGAGGUUCAACCCAGCGAAACUGUCCUCUGAGCAGUUCAAGAAAUGCACUGAACCGUGGGCUCUCAGCUCUAUCCUGUCGUGGAUUCAAGAUUUGAGCAAGGACGAAACCGAUCUCAAGGAGCAGGCGAUCACCGACGCAAUUGUGGCGCUUUUUACCCACAAGGUUCCGACUAUGAACAUUGCUGAUGCUGAGACGCUUGCCGCUCGCGUUACCCGCACUAUGCUCCGAGAAGAAGCAUUGGUCAAAGAGGAAGAAUGGGUUAAGUUCGGCUCCGGUGGUCUGUCGGGUGUUCUCUUCCAAAUCACGGGAACUGGGUGUUACUCGUCGAAGCUUCACGACCAGGAAAUGCACAUCCAGGAUACGGACAGCUUUGGACGGUGCUAUGCUCAUCACUGUAUGAGGACCUUGAAGAAAGUCAAUCUGAAAGCGCAGAUGAUGGCACCGCAGAAGAAGGUGGAAGACUGGGUGACAUUCUACAAAGUGUCCAAGGAGGCAUUAGAGUCCCAUUCGAAGAAAGAGAUCGAUCGACAGAACAACUUGCAUGAGAUUGUGACCACCGAAGAUGCGUAUAUUGGCCAGCUGGAUGUUCUGCGAGAGCUGUAUCGGGAUCAAUUAGGAAACAUGAGCCCUUCCAUCAUUCCGGCCAAACGAUUGAGCAAAUUUCUGGAUGAUGUCUUCGGCAAGGUGGACUCAGUGAAGAAGGUCAACGAGGAUUUCCUGCUGGCGCAGCUCAAAUACCGUCAAAAGGAACAGGGUCCUUUCAUUGUCGGAUUCAGCGAUAUCUUCAGAGAGUGGAUCCGCAAGGCUAAGAAUGCCUACAUCGACUACGCCGCCACUUUCCCAACUGCAAACUACCUUGUCCGCAAGGAGGCCGAACGAAACGUCAAUUUCAAGCAGUUCUUGAAUCAAGUACGCGAACACAAGUUGUCGGGCCGUCUCAGCUGGGACACAUUCCUCAAAGCUCCGAUCACCCGCAUUCAACGGUAUACGCUUCUGCUUGCCACGGUCCACAAGAAUAUGCCCAAAGACUCUGAAGAAAAGACCAACCUGGCGCAGGCCAUUGAGGAGAUCAAAGUCGUUGCGUUGGAGUGUGACAACAAAGUGGGCGAGAUGAACAAGAAAGCCGACCUGAUGGAGCUCGCUGCCAAAUUGCAGCUGCGUCCGGAGAUGCAGAAAGAAGUCGAGCUUAACCUGGAGCAUCUGGGGCGCCAAAUUAUCUACCGUGGUGACCUGCAGCGUCCAGGUACUCGCACCAGGUUCCUUGUCGACACUCACGCUAUCCUCUUUGACCAUUACUUGGUGCUCGCCAAAUCAUUCAGCACGCGCGAUUCAGCACGGACGGCCAAGUACGAGCGAUACGACGUGUCCAAGCUACCUGUUCCAAUGGAUCUGUUGGUUCUCGAAAGUACAAACGAUGAUCCCGUUGUCAAAUCCUCUGUGCGGGGCGUUUCAACUGUGACACCCUCCCAAGGCGUCGUGGCUCCCAUGGGACAAGCGGGCAACGGAGUUUCCCCGGGCGCUCCAUCAUCUGGCAAAACCCUCGUGCCUACCACAUCGCUCGAAAGCUCCAAGGAUGACAAGAUCCUCUACCCAUUCAAAAUCAAGCACCUGGGGAAGAACGGAACGUACACCCUCUACGCUUUUUCGGCGCAGAGUCGCAAAGACUGGUGCGAGAGGAUCAUUGAAGCGAAGACGAAACAUGCUGCUGCUCUCUUUUCUCAGAAUGCAGAGCCAUUCCGGCUUCGUGUGCUUGCAGACACUGCGUUCGCCUAUUCCGAUGCCUCGGCUGGCUCUAAGAGCGUCACGAUCAAGGGAACACCUCUGUACCGCGCGAUCCAGGAGGUUGAAAAGCGAUAUGAGAGCUCGAAAUCGCGUCCACCUCCAGUGUGUAGGACCGCGGUCAACUGCGCAACAGUCUUCCAACAGCCCCCUGGUCGAAUCAUGUAUGGGGUCGGGACGGACAAUGGCGUCUAUCUGGCGGAGCAUAACAACCCGCGCGGUUGGUAUCGGGCUAUUCCCAUUAUGCGGGUCACUCAAAUUGCCGUGUUUGAGGAAUUUAAUCUCUUCCUGCUCAUUGCAGACCGGUCUUUGAUUGCCUACCACCUUGAUGUGGUGUGUCCAGUCAGCGGCACUCCAUCUCAGUCGCAAGACUCAGCUCGACGAGCUCCGCAGAAGUUAUCUGGGAACCGCGAAGUGGGCUUCUUCGCAGCAGGACGCAUGAAUGAUCGGUAUUUGGUCUUGUACAAGAAGCGAGACGGACUCUCGUCCACCUUCAAGGUCCUUGAACCCAUCCUCCAAAAAUCAUCCAGCAACAAAUCCAAACUUUUCCAAUCCCGCCGCUCCCAAACCGAGUUCUUCCGCGAGUACGACGAGUUCUACAUCCCCGCCGAAAGCUACCACAUCAACAUGUUCCACUCCUCGCUCGCCAUCUCCACUCACCGCGGCAUCGAGGUUCUCACCCUCGACAAGAAACAGUCAUGGUCCGUCCCAGACUUCCGCUCCGAAACCCCCGACGCCCACGAUACCCUCCACGGGAUAGCCAACCGCAUCAAAGACCUCCGCCCGCUGGGCAUGUUCCGCCUCAGCGACAGCGAGUUCCUAGUCGCCUACCAAGAAUGCGCCGUGUACGUCAACAAGCACGGCGACGUCUCGCGCAGCGUGGUCAUGGAGUUCGUCGGCAGCGCCCACUCUGCGUGUUUGUACGGCAAAUUCCUGAUUCUGUUCAAUGACGACUUCGUCGAGGUCCGCAAUGCCAUGAACGGUCGUCUGAGACAGGUUAUCGCCGGCCACAGCGUCACGUGUCUCGACGAUGGCAGUAAACUGCCCGGCUCCCUUGCGAAUCAUGUCCAGGCUAGCCAGGCGCUUGCCAGCCCCGGCAGUGCUAUCAGUCUGGCGAGUGGGCUGAGUGCGAAUGGAGUGUUUGGCGGGUUGCCCGGUCACACGGUCAAGAUUUGCAUGCAGCAUCCGCAGUAUGAGCGCAGCCAGAUUGUUUUGGAGCUGGUGGAGAAUGAGGGACAGAAGGAUUAA
Penicillium riverlandense is the source of this 5349-nucleotide messenger RNA. RefSeq names its product putative Rho guanyl nucleotide exchange factor. The record is from RefSeq and is a predicted model, not a curated record. Gene Ontology annotation, molecular function: guanyl-nucleotide exchange factor activity. Lineage: Eukaryota; Fungi; Ascomycota; Eurotiomycetes; Eurotiales; Aspergillaceae. The transcript is spliced from 3 exons. Bases 1 to 5349 code for a protein of 1782 amino acids.